AUGAGUUGGUGUGAUUCUAUGGAGUCGCUGCCUGAUGGGAUGAUGACAGUGAUGAGUAGAAACCAUCGGAAUCAGUGCGUUCUAGAACAGUUGGAGAUACAAGGCUGUCCUUCGCUCAAAUCAUUUCCUAGAGGGAAGUUGCCUACCACGCUCAAGGAAUUGAGGAUUGAUGGAUGUGAAGAAUUAGAGUCUGAAUAUUGGUUUCUGGAAGGAAUUAUGCAGUUUGUGUAUUUGAAGUUCUCUAUCACAUCCCUUCCAACUGGCAAGUUUCCUACUUCUCUAAAAACAUUUGAAUUUUUCUGUUGCAGAAGAAUUCAAUCACUGCUUUCCCUACUUAACCUCUCCCAUCUUACUCAAUUGAUAAUACAAGGUUGUGAUGAGUUGGAGUCGUUCCCAGAUCAGGAAUUGCCCCUCCCUAAUCUGACCUCUACAGAUACAUUUCAUUGUAAGAAAAUGAGGUCUCUACCCAAUCACAUGGACAGCCUUCAACAAUUAUGGAUCAGCAAUUGCUGCGGUCUGGUGUCCUUUCCGGAGACUGGUUUGCCUCUUAAGCUAACUUCACUGACCAUGAGGGGUUGCAUGAAUCUGAGACAGCCAAUAUCAGAGUGGAGACUCACAUCUCUUGAACGACUCCAAAUGGGGUUCACAAGUCCUUACUACAACGGAUGUAUAUCUGACAAAGAGACAUCCCAUGAAGAGAUAUUUGAUGAAGAGACAUCCUAUGAAGAGAUAUCUGGUGAAGAGGCAUCCGAUGAAGAGAUAUCUGAUGACGACACAUCUUGCUUUCAGGUUUCACAAAGUUUAACCAUCUUAGUUAGGGUUCCACCAAGUUUCUGCAGUUUCAAACAGGAUCCUGUCUUGAUCAAUGAGGCAAAUACUUCAAUUUCAACUUCUUUGCAAGCACAAAAGGAUGAAGAAGCAGAAGCUGAUCCCUUGGCUGCUCUUCAGCUUCUGGUUGGAAAACUUAUCUCGGAGUGGCAAUCAAGAUUGCUGCAAGUUCGCGCAAUGCUCAAUGAUGCAGAACAGAAGCAGCUGACAAAUCAGGCUAUGAAAAUCUGGCUCGACAAGCUCAGAGACUUGGCUUAUGACGUGGAGGACGUACUGGACGAAUUUGAAACGGAAGCCUUGACAAGCAAGUUAAAAGGUGCAGAAUCUCAAGCCAGCACAAGUACAGUGCAACCAAGUGCUGGUAUGCCUAAUGGGCCCAAGCUACAGGAGAUUGCUGCCAGAUGGGAAGAUAUCAUGAAGGAGAAAAAUGAUCUUGGCUUGGACAUAAAUGUUUUAGCGAGCACAUCAUUGCCAUCACUUGAAAAACUUCCUGCUCUUAAUCAUUUGAUCAUAGAAGGGAUGGAUAAGUUGAGAGGAAUUGUUGUUGUGAACUUUCCAUCUUUGGAGACUCUGUACAUAGGGGAUAUGUUGGAGUGGGAGCAAUGGUACGGGUCUGAUGGUCUCAAUGAAGAACCAGCUGGUGGAAAAUUUCCUAAGCUGGUUGAGCUUACACUGCAAAACUGUCCUAAGUUAAUUGGGAAAUUGCCCAGGUGCCUUCCAUCCCUCAAAAAGCUUCACAUUUCCCGUUGUCCACAAUUAACAAAUUUACCUGAAAUGCUUCCAUCUCUUCACGAGGUGACUUUCAGAAUGGUGCCUAAUUUCACCUCCCUCACGACCUUGGAAAUUAGUGGAAUUUCAGGCCUUGUGGUUUUACCUGAAGCAUUUUUAGAGGCCUUAGUAGCUCUUGAGGAUCUGAAAAUUGAAGAAUGCCGUGAGCUGAAGUACUUGUGGCAAGAUGGAGUUGAUGUCGACAAACUUGCUAAUCUAAAAAGUUUGAGUAUCUUCUUGUGUAAGCAGCUUGUGUCAUUGGUGGAGGGAGAGAGAGGCAUUUUGCCGUCCUCUCUCAAAAGGCUUGAAAUGAGAUGGUGUGAUUCUAUGGACUCGCUGCCUCAUGGGAUGAUGGCAGUGAUGAGUAGCAACACCAACAAUAGCAAUCAGUGCCUUCUAGAAGAGUUGGUGAUAGAAAACUGUCCAUCUCUCAAAUCACUUCCUACGGGGAAGUUGCCUACCACGCUCAAGAAAUUGAUUUUUAAUGGAUGUCGAGAAUUAGAGUCUGAGUAUAGGUUUCUAGAAGGAAUUAUACAGUGUGAUGCCCAUCUUGAGUAUUUGCGGGUAUCCAAAUUCUCCAUUACAUCCUUUCCAACUGGCAAGUUUCCUACUUCUCUUAAAACAAUUGAAUUUUCCCGCUGCAGAAGAAUACAAUCACUGCCUUCCCUGCAUAACCUCUCCCAUCGCUCUCGAUUGAAAAUAGAAUUCUGUAAUGAGUUGGAGUCAUUCUCAGAUCAGGAAUUGCCCAGUCUUACCUCUUUAGAAAUAUUUGAUUGUCUGAAAUUGAGAUCUCUACCCAAUCACAUGGACAGCCUUCGACAAUUAAUGAUCAAAAAUUGCUACGGUCUGGUGUCCUUUCCGGAAACGGGUUUGCCUCCUAAGCUAAAUUUAUUGAGAGUGGAGAAUCUGAGACAACCAAUAUCAGAGUGGAGACUCCAUACACUCACAUCUCUUAAACGUCUCGAAAUCUCCGAUACAACAGAUGAGGAUUGCUUUCCAGAUGAUGAUGGUCUACUGCUUCCCACUUCGCUAACUUCUCUCCAUAUUCAUAAUCAAAAGAAACUCAAAUCCAUAUCCAGUGGCAUCCAACACCUCACCUCUCUUGAAGCAUUAACGUUUUGGGAUUGUCCUGAACUCCAAGUCUUGCCAAAGGAGGGCUUCCCUGCCACACUUAGAAAUCUACAAAUCUUGAAUUGUCCUCUUCUGGGAGAAAGGUGCUUAAAAGAGGAAGGGGAUUAUUGGCCCAUCAUUGCGCACAUCCGUCAAGUUGUAGUCUACCCAAAAAGCCAAAAGCGAAUAAGGUCUCAUGUCCUCUUGGAUUUUAAGAAUCUCAAAUCCAAGCCAAAUUGGGAACUGUGUAGACUUGAUUCAGUUCCAUACUCCAUUCCAAGCCAAAGAGUGUUGCUUCCUGUUUCAGAUCAUGAAAGGCUAAGAGAAGAAGCUUUAGGUUGUCAAAUUUCUAUGAACAAGAAAGCUUAG
Molecule: messenger RNA, 3075 nt
Organism: Dovyalis caffra
Lineage: Eukaryota; Viridiplantae; Streptophyta; Magnoliopsida; Malpighiales; Salicaceae
Source: the annotation of a GenBank genome assembly